This is a messenger RNA of Lepisosteus oculatus (spotted gar), 4964 nucleotides long. Lineage: Eukaryota; Metazoa; Chordata; Actinopteri; Semionotiformes; Lepisosteidae. The record is from RefSeq and is a predicted model, not a curated record.
UCAUGUAACCAUAUCGGCAGAUGGUGAGGAGAGAGAGAGAGAAAAGGCAGGGGCCGAGAAGGAAGAGCCGCUCCAGAGGCGGAUGUACAGGGUGUAGCGUGAGGUGUCGGUGAAUCUGGCUUGCUGGGAGGCAGCGCAGCGCAAGACAAAAGCCAGCAGGGCAGUAUUUCCAGAGGUCGCCAACGCGGGGUACGUGGCAGGCUUGGUCCCCGUUUGAUCUGUGAAGGUAUCGCGGUGAAGAGCCAUGUCAGCCAAGGCCAUUUCCGAGCAGACGGGGAAGGAGUUCCUGUACAAGUACAUCUGCACCUCGGCGGCCGUGCAGAACCGCUUCAAAUAUGCCAACGUGACAGCUGAGACCGACUGGGGCAGACUGGCCCAGGACCACCCAUGGCUGUUGACUGAGCGCCUGGUGGUGAAGCCGGACCAGCUGAUCAAGCGCCGGGGGAAGCUGGGCCUCGUGGGCGUCAACCUGGACCUGCAGGGGGUGAAGGAGUGGCUGAAACCGCGGCUCAACGUGGAAACCACUAUUGCAAAGGCUAAAGGCGUCCUCAAGAACUUUCUCAUCGAACCCUUCGUGGCUCACAAGCAGGCGGAGGAGUUCUACGUGUGCAUCUACGCCACGCGGGAAGGCGAUUACGUGCUGUUCCACCACGAGGGGGGCGUGGACGUGGGCGAUGUGGACGCCAAGGCGCAGAAGCACCUGGUGGGUGUGGGCGCCAAGCUGACCGAGGAGGCCGUGAAGACGCACCUGCUGGAGCACGUGCCAGCCGCCAAGAAGGAUGUGCUGGCCAGUUUCGUGAUGGGGCUGUUCAACCUGUAUGAAGAUCUGUACUUCACCUAUCUGGAGAUCAACCCCCUGGUGGUGACCAAAGACGGCGUGUACGUGCUGGACAUGGCAGCCAAGAUCGACGCCACGGCCGACUACCUCUGCAAGGCCAAGUGGGGGGACGUGGAGUUCCCCCCCCCCUUCGGGAGGGAGGCCUACCCCGAGGUGAGCAGACUGAGCCGCGACACCAUCUGCGACCUGGGAGGUGUUAACGAGCUGGCUAAUUACGGCGAGUAUUCGGGGGCCCCCAGCGAGCAGCAGACCUACGACUACGCCAAGACCAUUCUGUCCCUGAUGACCCGGGAGAAGCACAAUGAAGGGAAGGUCCUGAUCAUUGGAGGCAGCAUCGCCAACUUCACCAACGUGGCGGCAACGUUCAAGGGCAUCGUGAGGGCCAUCAAGGACUACCAGGUCCCCCUGAAGGAGCACGAGGUCACCAUCUUUGUCCGACGGGGCGGUCCCAACUACCAGGAAGGCCUGAGGGUCAUGGGGGAAGUGGGACAUCAUCAGUGGUUCGCAGUUGACCUCGGCAAUGAGAUUCGCCAACCUUCAAGCAUCUGCGUAGCUGGCGCGUGUGUGAAAGUCUGCCAGCGCAGCCUCUGCUCGUGUGCUUUGACAGUUGAGCGUUUUGGGGUUUUUUGGUGGUUCUGGUGGUUGGGUGGGGAAAAAGAGCCUGGGCGUGCUCUGUCUAUCUGGACAACGCAGACGGGGUCCUGUGUCUGUGUGCGAGCGAGUCCAUCCUUGCCCAUUUCCUCUUCUGCCCCCCCGCUCCCUGCAGCCAAAGCCAGCACCCUGUUCACCAAGCACACCAAGGCCAUCGUGUGGGGCAUGCAGACCAGGGCAGUGCAGGGGAUGCUGGACUUCGACUACAUCUGCUCCCGGGAGGAGCCUUCGGUGGCGGCCCUGGUCUACCCCUUCACGGGGGACCACAAGCAGAAGUUCUACUGGGGCCACAAAGAGAUCCUGAUCCCGGUGUACAAGAACAUGAGCGACGCCAUGCGGAAGCACCCGGAGGUGGACGUGCUGAUCAGCUUCGCUUCCCUGCGCUCCGCCUUCGACAGCACCAUGGAGACUAUGCAGUACCCCCAGAUUCACACCAUCGCCAUCAUCGCAGAGGGCAUCCCGGAGGCGCAGACCCGGAAGCUCAUCAAGACGGCGGACGAGAAGGGCGUCACGAUCAUCGGCCCGGCGACGGUCGGCGGGAUCAAGCCGGGCUGCUUCAAGAUCGGAAACACGGGCGGCAUGCUGGACAACAUCCUGGCCUCGAAGCUGUACCGGCCGGGCAGCGUGGCGUACGUGUCCCGCUCGGGGGGCAUGUCCAACGAGCUCAACAACAUCAUCUCCCGCGGCACCGACGGCGUGUUCGAGGGCGUGGCCAUCGGGGGGGACAGGUACCCAGGAUCCACCUUCAUGGACCAUGUGCUGAGGUACCAGGACACCCCGGGAGUCAAGAUGAUCGUGGUGCUUGGGGAGAUCGGUGGCACGGAGGAGUAUAAGAUCUGCCAGGGCAUUAAGGAGGGCAGGAUAACCAAGCCGGUGGUGUGCUGGUGCAUCGGAACCUGUGCCACCAUGUUCUCCUCUGAGGUCCAGUUUGGCCAUGCCGGCGCCUGUGCCAACCAGGCGUCUGAGACCGCCGUCGCCAAGAACCAGGCUUUGAAGGAGGCGGGCGCCAUCGUGCCCAAGAGCUUCGACGAACUGGGAGACGCCAUCAAGUCAGUGUAUGAUGACCUGGUUGCCAAGGGCGUCAUUGUUCCUGCCCAGGAGGUGCCCCCACCCACAGUGCCAAUGGACUAUUCCUGGGCACGGGAGUUGGGCCUGAUCCGCAAGCCGGCCUCCUUCAUGACGAGCAUCUGUGACGAGAGGGGCCAGGAGCUCAUCUACGCCGGCAUGCCCAUCACCGAGGUCUUCAAGGAGGAGAUGGGCAUCGGUGGGGUGCUGGGGCUGCUGUGGUUCCAGAGGAGGCUGCCGCGCUACGCCUGCCAGUUCAUCGAGAUGUGCCUGAUGGUGACGGCGGACCAUGGCCCCGCGGUGUCCGGCGCCCACAACACCAUCGUCUGCGCCCGAGCUGGGAAGGACCUCAUCUCCAGCCUCACCUCCGGCCUGCUGACCAUCGGCGACCGGUUUGGAGGGGCGCUGGACGCAGCAGCGAAGCAGUUCAGCAAAGCCUUCGACAGCAGCCUGCUGCCCAUGGAGUUCGUCAACAAGAUGAAGAAGGAAGGGAAGCUCAUCAUGGGGAUCGGCCACAGGGUCAAGUCGAUCAACAACCCGGACAUGAGGGUGCAGAUCUUGAAGGACUUCGUCAAGCAGCACUUCCCUGCCACCCACCUGCUGGACUACGCCCUGGACGUGGAGAAGAUCACCACCUCUAAGAAACCCAACCUCAUCCUGAAUGUAGACGGUUUCAUUGGGGUUGCCUUCGUGGAUCUGCUGAGGACUUGUGAUGGCUUCACACGGGAGGAGGCUGACGAGUACGUGGAGAUCGGAGCUCUGAACGGGAUCUUCGUCUUGGGCAGGAGCAUGGGCUUCAUCGGGCACUACCUGGACCAGAAGAGGCUGAAGCAGGGCUUGUACCGUCACCCAUGGGAUGAUAUCUCCUAUGUGCUGCCGGAGCACAUGACCAUGUAAUCGAGACAGCUCAGGAGCGCCACCUUGUGUGUGUGUGAGGGGGGUUCAGAGAUCAGAUCCUCUGAGCUGUUGUCUGUCAGAGUUGCAGCAGGAGGGAUGGGAGUAGGUUUUGGUGGCGGGGGGGUAGGGUAUCUUUCAGAUUCUUCACAAACCGUGAGUGAUCCGUGACCAGUUUUGAACUGAAAAUCUCUCAAAUGAAUGAAUACAAAAUACCAUCAUCCUCAACAAGCAAUGCAAUUUCUUACUGUGCAAUCACACUUUCUGGUUUAAAUGGGAAAUAUGUAAAGAACUAAACAGGUAAGAAAGCUGCCAGUGUUGCUGGUCGCAGUCUGCUGUUCAUUAGAGUAGGAAAUGUGAAAUUGUGAUCUAGCCUUGCUGUCUUUAGCACUGUGUCACUUCAGUGGAGAUCAACAGAAUCUCGUGCUUACCUCGAUGCAUUUUGCUUUGUUUUUCUCUCCUCCACUGCAGAUACUACUUCUAGUUGCAUAGCAAGGAAUGCUUGUGUUUCUAAAUGUUGAGGUUUCAGGUUAGUUAUCGCAAAAAAUUGCUCCCAGUUUGUAUAGGCCAGGGGUCAGCAGCUCGGUUCUUGAAGGCCCCCAAUCCAGUUGGUCCUGUAGGUCACCUACUUAAAACAUUGGCAGCACCUUAAAUGUAUUAAUAACUUAACCUAGUUAACUGUUCAAAUAAGAAAACUCUGGUCCUUGAGGGCUGGAGUGUAUUGAGGUUUUACUUCUAAGUGAUCUCUGAAUUUCUCAAUUUAGCAGAUCACCUCACCUUUUUAAUCGAUCACAAACGAAUUGUUGUGUGUCUGCAGAACCUGGUGAAUUCAUGGGGACCUACGAGCCUGGCUGGAUGGUUAGGGGUGGAGACUCCUGGCUUAGGCAGUAGUUUUAUAUAGGCAAGCAUAAAAAAAAAAUCAGAUCAUACGAUCGUUAUCUAGCAAAUGAAUGUCAAAUCCUGAUCUGCCGUGUCAUCUGCUAGCCUUGCAUAAGGCGUGGGAGAGGAAUGGUUUGUGUGAGAGAGUGCAUGUUCCUGUGGCUUCAUGGUGCAUGGAGAUCUAGUCACUCGGGUUCGAGGGCAGUGCAUCCUGCAAUGAUCUUAGGAGGAUCAACAAAAAGGUUUGUUUUUGUUUUCCCGAGCCUGUUGAGUGAAGAAUGAAGGGCACCUGGGGCUCAAUUGAGCUGAAGCAAAUAGUCUUAGCAUAAGGGACCAUAACUAACUAGCUAUCCGUGUUUCUUGUGGCUUAACAUAGGCUAGCUUGAGGCCCGCUUACUUAACUGUGUGAGAUCUGUACCAAGUGUUCCCUUCUGUACCCAGCCACAUCGACAAAAUCAAAACUGUUCAUUGUAUCUGUCAAAACCCAUCCCUCAGUUGUAUCAUUUUAACCUAUUUUUACCUUGUUUUACAUUAUUUUAUUUGGUGUGAAAUGUGCUUCUGUAUUGUUGUUGUUGUUAUUAUUAUUAAUAUAACCCAUGUAAUAUUGUAGUGAAAAUAAACACGUCUUCUUAGUUAA